This is a messenger RNA of Alligator mississippiensis (American alligator), 2860 nucleotides long. RefSeq names its product alanine--glyoxylate aminotransferase 2 (gene AGXT2). The coding region runs from base 33 to 1526 and encodes 497 amino acids. Gene Ontology annotation, molecular function: L-alanine:glyoxylate transaminase activity; pyridoxal phosphate binding. Gene Ontology annotation, biological process: glyoxylate catabolic process. Gene Ontology annotation, cellular component: mitochondrion. The record is from RefSeq and is a predicted model, not a curated record. The transcript has 14 exons. Lineage: Eukaryota; Metazoa; Chordata; Crocodylia; Alligatoridae.
GCGGCCCCGCAGAGGCGGCGGCGGCGGCGGCCAUGGGGCGGCUCGGGCGGCUCCUGGCCUGGCCGGGGCGCGGUGUCCUGUGGCAGCAGAGCAGGAAAAGCUCCUUCCCCUUGCGCGCCAAGAUGCCCCCCUGCGACUUCUCUCCUGGAAACUACGAGUCUUAUCCCUAUGACCAUAUGCUGAAGAUCCGCAAACAAAAUGUCUCUCCCUCACUGGCAACAUAUUACAAGAAACCAUUGCUACUACAUCAGGGACAUAUGCAGUGGCUGUUUGAUUAUGAAGGAAGACGAUACCUUGAUCUCUUUGCUGGAAUUGUGACUGUCAGUGUUGGUCACUGUCACCCGAAGGUAACCGCAGCUGCCCAAAAACAGCUUGGUCGUCUUUGGCACACAACCAACAUCUACAUGCAUCCAUCAAUCCAGGAAUAUGCAGAGAAGCUUACGGCACUUCUCCCUGAUCCGCUUAAGGUGGUUUACCUGACCAACAGUGGGUCAGAAGCCAAUGAUUUGGCAAUGUUCAUGGCAAGGCUUUAUACUCGUAACUUUGACAUCAUCUGUUUCAGAGGAGGAUACCAUGGAGGCAGCCCUUACACGCAGGGUGUGACAUCCAUCAGAUCUUAUAAGCAUGGUGUCGCCAACGGCUUUGGCUGCCCAACAACAAUGUUACCAGAUGUUUUCCGUGGUCCCUGGGGAGGAAGCCAUUGCCGAGAUUCUCCAGUGCAAACUGUUCGGAAAUGCAGCUGUUCUGCAGGUCAUUGUCAUGCAAAUGACCAGUAUAUCGAACAGUUCAAAGACACUCUGAAUACUUGUGUGCCUAAGGGAAUAGCUGGAUUUAUUGCCGAGUCAAUCCAAGGUGUUAACGGAGCUGUUCAGUAUCCUAAAAGUUUCCUAAAAGAAGCCUUUCAGUUAGUCCGAGAGAGAGAAGGCGUCUGUAUUGCGGAUGAAGUACAGACAGGCUUUGGACGCACGGGCAGUCAUUUCUGGGGAUUUCAGACACAUGAUGUAGUUCCUGACAUAGUUACCAUGGCAAAAGGAAUUGGUAAUGGCUUUCCAAUGGCUGCUGUUGUAACAACCAGAGAGAUUGCAAAUUCCUUGGCUCAAAACCUUCACUUUAAUACAUUUGGAGGAAACCCUGUGGCCUGUGUAGUUGGAUCUGCAGUGCUUGAUGCCAUUGUAGAAGAUGGUCUACAAAAGAACAGUGAAGAAGUGGGGACUUACAUGCUGUUGGAGUUAGCCAAAGUGCGGGAUAAGUUUGAGAUCAUUGGAGAUGUCCGUGGCAAAGGACUCAUGAUUGGAAUAGAAAUGGUGAAGGACAAGGAUGGUUGUCAGCCUCUUCCCACUGAAGAGAUGAAUCAGAUCUGGGAAGACUGCAAAGACAUGGGAGUAUUGAUUGGCAAAGGAGGAAUUUAUGGUCAGACCUUCAGAAUUAAACCACCAAUGUGCAUCACUAAGCAAGAUGCAGACUUUGCAUUGGAAGUAUUUCAUGCUGCACUAAUGAGAUACAUGGAAAGAAAAGCUGCAAAAUAGACUCUAAACAGUUCCCUUGCAUCAGAUGAAGCUUGGGAAUUUAGUGCACACAUAAAUCAAUACUCUGGAAUGGUCCUGCAAUCUGCAGGAAAGUCAUUGGAUGAAGAAAAUGAGACCUUAUUUCACUGAGCACUUUGUGAAUUUAAAUGAUUUUGGAAGAUUCCUUAAUUUGGUGACUAAACAACAACUCACUCUUACUGUAAUGUCCUGUAUCACAAGAGCAGUUUUGCCUGUUGUGAACACACAAAGCCAAAUGAGUUAUUAAUUAGUGCCUUCCCAGUCAACUGGGAGUAGAGUACCUGCAAGACUAAUCUCUCAUCCCAGCUUUGGCAGCAAACCAGUGACUGACAAUUCAUACCAUCAGUACUGGGCAGGAAGCCCUCAGGCAGGGCCUGUCUUUAGUUACAGUACUGGCUGUCAAGCAUCUUAAAAUUUAAGUUCAAGCUGUGGCGAUUUCCCCCUCCAAUCCAACUUUAAUCCUGGCGACUCAGCUCGGAAGGAGCUGAUGGAAUUCUGGCUGCAACGUUGAUUCUACUCGAAGAUGACAUGCAGAGAUUUACUUUCUACAGUGACAUUGCUGAGUCACUAAUGACUUCAUUGAAUUUUAAGCUCUGGUGCUUUUAGAUAGACUUCCUUUAGUAGAUUUUAGCAUUAAAUUUUUGUUCCUGGAACAGAUGUGCUUCUACACCAGCAAACUAAAAGUGAUUACCCUUCCGUUUCAAUGAAAAGCCUCAACGUUUGGCUGUGUGGCUGCAAAGUGAAGAAAUGGUAACAAGUCCCUGUUUUCCCAUCCAAGGAGACCAGCAUCACACAACAAACCAUUUAACUCCUGUAAUGAUACCUAUCAAGAGCCUAAUUUUCCUUUAGGUAGUAGGAAAUAGCUGUAGCAGCAAAACAGAGGCAGAACAGAGCGUACUCAGGUUCUACUGCCAGUCAUUGCUAUUGGGCUGCAGGGCGCGGAGUUUCUGUGAAACCCUCCGAGAUGAUGAAGCCACAUAAGAUGACGCCUACCUCAGAACUCGCCCCUGAACGCUGUCUCCCACAGCCGUCUUCCCUCUGCUCUCACUGGCAGCAGCUCUCUGAGUUGUGUCGGCACCCCUGCUUCACAUAGCUAGAACAACCAUCCGCAGCUGGUGAAACAAAGUGCUGUGCUCCCCUGUACAAACAUGGGUAAGGAGUUCAGUAGUGUUUGCCAUGAGGUACCUACUGCAAGACUUCUAAUAAACAUCCUGCCUACUAACCAAGGAUGCUGCAUUUGCAAAUUACACAUUACGAAUGUUAGCCCCCACACAAAAAUCACUUUUUGGUCCAAUAAAGGCAUCAUACUGACCUUA